AUGCCUGGUGCCUGUGCCAUUUGUGACGCCAUGCCUCAUGGUCAUAAGUGUGCGGUCUGCAAGGCUGAGGAAGAAGGGAACCAGCCUUUCUCUCUAGGACGCCAGGGCAAUGACAGAGCCACCAGCCGAGAAAAUGAAGGACCAGACCGUCGGGAGGGUGCAGAAGAAUCCCGGGUCUCUCGCCAAGAGGCAUUGUAUGAGAAGAUGCCUCGUCUUCUGGGGUUCCUGCUCCUCAAGUUCUGCAGUAAGGAGACGGCCACUAAGGAAGAAAUGAUGAGAACCGUCCUAAGUAAUGAUGAGGAGCACUUCCAUCUCAUCUUCAGCCAGGUCUGUGAGUGCUUGCAGCUGGUUUUUGGUGUUGAUGUGAAGGAAUUAGAUCCUGAGGUCCCGAGCUAUGCCAUGAUUACCAGUCUGGGCCUCACUUAUGAUGGGAUGGUGAGCCCAGAUCAACCAAUCCCCAAUACUGGCCUGCUGAUCAUAGUCUUGGGAGUCAUCGUGCUGGCAGAUGGUUGUGCCUCCGAGGAUGACAUGUGGGGGGCAUUGAGAUUGGUGGGAGUAUAUCCUGGGAGGGAGCAUUUCAUCUAUGGGGAACCCAGGGGGCUCCUCACUAACGUGUGGGUGCAGCAGCAGUAUCUGGAGUACCGGCAGGUGCCUGGAAGUGACCCUGCUGUUUACCAAUACCUCUGGGGCCCCAGGGCCCGCGCUGAAACCAAAAGGGAGAAGAUCCUGGAGGUUUUGCUUAUUCUCUACAAUUGUGAGCGCAGGCCAUUCCUCACGCUACCUAAUAUAUCACAAAUUGGAAGAGGAGGAGGUGGCCUGAGCCAUUGA
Messenger RNA from Sorex araneus (European shrew), 828 nucleotides. RefSeq names its product melanoma-associated antigen 10-like. The coding region runs from base 1 to 828 and encodes 275 amino acids. Gene Ontology annotation, biological process: negative regulation of transcription by RNA polymerase II. The transcript is spliced from 2 exons. Gene Ontology annotation, cellular component: nucleus. The record is from RefSeq and is a predicted model, not a curated record. Lineage: Eukaryota; Metazoa; Chordata; Mammalia; Eulipotyphla; Soricidae.